This is a messenger RNA of Closterium sp. Naga37s-1, 4482 nucleotides long. The record is from the annotation of a GenBank genome assembly. NCBI's taxonomy places the organism in Eukaryota, Viridiplantae, Streptophyta, Zygnematophyceae, Desmidiales, Closteriaceae.
AUGGCCACCCCCAGUGUUCUCACCUUUGACGCUGAGGGUCGGGCUGUUGACUUUGAGGUCUGGGAAGAUGAUCUGCAGCUUUUCCUACAGUGCGAUAGGGCAGACGGUCUCUCUCUGUUUGACCUCACCUCUGGUGCCUCUCCUGCCCCUACUGCUGAUGCUGACGCCACUGUUCGCUCACAGUGGGCCACGCGCGAUGCUGCUGCUCGCCAUGCUGUGCGCCGCCACUUACCGACCGCUGAGCGCGCGCAUUUUAGUCAGUACAAGAGUGCUAAGACCUUGUACGACGCUGUCGUUGCACACUACUCUUCCCCUGCCACUGCUGCCCUUAGCCGCCUCAUACUGCCGUACCUCUUCCCUGACCUCGCCGCUUUUCCCACAGUCGCUGACCUCAUUACGCACCUUCGCACUAGUGACACCCGCUACCGCGCUGCGCUUCCUGCUGAGUUCUGCGCCAAGAACCCCCCCCCUAUGUACAUCACCCUCUACUACAUAGUCACCCGGCUCCCUGACACCCUUCGCUCGGUCAGGGACCACUUCCUCUCUGUUUGCCCCACCACCCUCACCGUUGACCUCCUCGAGGAGCGCCUCCUAGCAGCAGAAAAGAGUAUAGUCGCUGUAGGAGCCUCUCGUGGUGACCCUCGUACCCCUGUCUUUGAGGGGUGCUCCCCCUCCCCCCUCUUGCCCUCUGUUGCCUCUGCUGCUGCAGCCGACCUCGUUGGUCUUGAGUCGGUCGGCGCGGCGUCUGCCCCUAGCGGGAGACGCCGCUCAGGCAAGGGCAAGGGGGGCAAGGGCGCUGGAGGAGCUGGCGGGGGCGGUGGAGGUGGCGGUGGAGGCGGCGGAGGGGGUGGGGGUGGCGGUGGGAGUGGUGGCGGGAGUGGGGGCACUAGUGGCGGCAGUGGAGGCGGAGGAGGCGGCGGUGGUGGCGGUGCGAGCGGAGGUGGUGGAGGUGGAGGCGGUGGUGGAGGUAGCGGCGGCGGAGGUGGAGCUGGUCGGGGCGGCUCUUCGCAGAGGGUCGGCUCCGGUGGUGGUCAGCGCCAGCAGCAGCAGCAGCAGCGCACUCGUGAGACCCCUUCCCCCCAGCAGCUUCGUGAGUGGUACACUGCUCGUCAGCGGGGUGGGGGUGCUGGCCCCUGUACCUACGUUCUACGUACAGGCGACCGCACGGGUGAGCAGUGUGGGGGUCCGCACUCCACCCAGCGCUGCUUCGGCCGCCUGACGGACGCUUGGCGUCAUCAGUUCCCCGACGCUACUGAGAUCCCUCGCUGGGGCGAGCUGUUUAGGGCGGGUGUUGCGAUCUUUGAUCUUGAUUAUGAUGCUAUUCUAGCUGCAAUGUAUGCUGUGACUAUUAGUGAUGAGGGUGACUGUUACCGGUGUUUUCCGCCUGACCCGGCCAUUGAGGCUGCUGCUCUAGGUGCUGGUGAGGCUGCUGCUCUAGGUGCCAGUGAGCCUGCUGCCCCAGGUGCUGGUGAGUCUGCGCUCUCAGGUACCGCGUCGGCUCCGGCCACCCACACCUUCACCCUUGACUCGGGUGCUUCCCGCUCCUUCUUUCGAGACCGCACCACGCUUACGCCGCUUAGUCGGCCAGUGGCAGUCUCCCUGGCAGACCCCUCUGGGGGUCCUGUCCUUGCCCACUUCUCCACUGUUCUACCGUGUCCGGCGGCCCUUUCUGGCACCCUGUCGGGUCUUUACCUCCCCUCUUUCUCUACGAACUUGGUGAGUGGUGCUGACCUCCAGGAUGGAGGGGUUCACCAGUUCACUCCUGCGAGUCAGCGAGUGACCCACUGUACCUGUGCUCGGACGGGCCGUCACUUGGCCACGUUUACCCGUCAGCCGGGGUCGAGCCUGUACACACUGACUACUGAGUCUCCUCCGGUCGCUGAGUCUGCUCAGGUAGCCGCGUCGGGUCAGGUGUUUGCUGCGGCGUCCAGGUCUGGUCCUGAGUCUGCCCCCUGCUCGUGUCGUCUCCUGUCUCACCAGACUCUCCUCUGGCACCACCGCCUUGGUCACCCCUCCCUGCCUCGUCUUCGAGGCAUGGCCUCCCGUGUCCUUGUCUCUGGUCUCCCCCGGUCCCUCCCUCCCCUUCCUCCGAGGCCUGCCCCCACCUGCGUUCCCUGCGUCGAGGGGCGGCAGCGCGCUGCUCCUCACUCCUCCGAGUUUCCUCCGACAGAGGCUCCGCUGCAGACGCUUCACAUGGACGUGUGGGGCCCAGCCCGCGUCCGUGGACAGGGUCACGAGCGUUACUUCCUGCUGGUGGUUGACGACUACCCGCGUUACACCGCAGUCUUCCCCUUGCGCAGCAAGGGUGAGGUCACUGAGACCUUCACGCUUCCGGACUCUCCGCAGCAAAAUGGGAUUGCUGAGCACCGCAUUGGCAUGGUCAUAGACGUCGCUCGUACGUCCAUGGUCCAUGCGGCUGCCCCCCAUUUUCUGUGGCCGUUUGCGGUUCGGUACGCGGCGCAUCAGAUCAACCUUCAGCCCCGGGUCUCCAUGCCGGAGACCUCCCCUGCUUUGCUGUGGACGGGGAAGGUUGGCGAUGCGUCUGCGUUCCGUGUCUGGGGAUCUCGGGCGUUUGUCCGCAACUUGUCUGCGGACAAGCUGUCCCCUCGUGAUGUUCCCUGCGUCUUCCUUGGCUUCCCCCCUGACGCGCCGGGCUGGGAGUUCUACCACCCCACCUCGCGCCGUGUUCUGUCCUCCGAGGACGUCACGUUUGACGAGUCGGUUCCCUACUACCGUCUCUUCCCCUACCGCACUGCGUCCCUCCCCCCCCCGCCGCUCUUCCUUACGCCAGGUCCCCCUCCGGUAGACCCCCUCCCCCCUCAGGAUCCUGCCCCCUCAGGUGUGUCUCAGGUAGACGCAGUCGACCCUGUCGAGGUAGCUGUUGACUCUGGUGCUGCUAGGGGUGCUGAGCCUGCGGGUGCUGGGUCUGGGGGUGCUGAGCCUGGGGGUGCUGACUCUGGGGGUGCUGCGCCUGGGGGUGCUGAGCCUGGGGGUGCUACGCCUGGGGGUGCUGCGUCUGGGGGUGCUGAGCCUGGGGGUGCUGCGUCUGGGGGUGCGGAGUCUGAGGGUACUGGACCUGCUCGUGUGGCGUCUGGCGGUGCUGGGCCUGGAGGUUCUUCGGGUGCUUCGUCCCGGCGGGAGCUACUCUCUCCACAGGAGCUGCGUGAGUGGUUUGCCCGGCGCUGGAGGCGAGCUGCUGGAGCUGGAGGUGCUCCGGGUGCUGGAGGUUCUGCUGCUGCUGAGGGUGCUGGUGCCGCGGGUCCCGGAGGUGCUCGUACUGGGAGUACUGGAGCUGCUGGGCCUGCGGGUGCUUCUCGUACUGGAGCUGGUGGUGCUGCGGGCGUCGGUGCUACUGAGGGUGCUGGAGCUGGACCCGCUGCGUCUUCUGGUGGUCCGGCUGGAGCUGGAGCUGCUGGGGGUGUUGGCGCUGAGGGUGCCUCUGGUGCUGGUGCCUCUGAGGGUACUGGAGUUGGCGCUGCUGGAGCUGGGGGUGCUGCUGGCGCUGGUGCUGUCGUUCGGGGUGCUGGUGCUGUCCCUUCUGGUGCUGAUGGUGCUGAGCGGCCGCGGCCGUACUUCGUUCCGCUCCUUGAGCAGGUUCUUGGUCUUCCGCCCUCUGCUAUUCCGGCUCCUCCCUUAGAGUGUCCACCACCUGUCCAGUCCGAGUCACAGUUACAGCCUACCUCUCCUCUGCCUGCUCCUUCUCCCUACACUGGUCCUACUGGAGGUCUUGCUGAGCGUCGUGAGCCUGCGUCUCGUCCUGCGUCGCCUGUCCGUGCUGCUCGCACUAGUAGUCGUGGUUCGCGUCCGCGUCCUCCCCCUGUCCUCGGCACGCACCGGAUGUCUCUGCGUCCCUCCACUGCUCCGCUGCGUGCCCCUUUUCCUUCUCCUCCUGAGUCCUCUCUUCCUGUUCUUGCUGACCCGGAGUCGGACUCCCUUCGUGCUGCCAGUCCUACUGUCACGCGUCUCCUUGCUACUGUCGUCACUGACCCUUCCUUUGAGUCCGCUGCUGCGUCUGCCUUAGUUUCUGAGCUUGUCAACUUCGCUGCUCGCUGUCGCCUAGACUACGCUGCUAGUCUUGUCACUGAGUCUGAGUCUGUCUGUCCUCCGUCCGUCGGGGGUGAGUGUGCCCUUGGCACGGACGUCCUUGAGGACAGGCAGGAGGAGUUCCAGUGCUUUGCUGCUGCUUCACCUCAUCUCGUGUCCAUGCUGCUUGCCCCUGAGGGAGACCCGGAUGCACCAGACAUCCCGACUCCGCACUCUUACGCGGAGGCGAUAGAGGGUCCCUACUCCUCUCAGUGGCAGGCAGCCAUGGAUGCAGAGAUGGCUUCGUGGAAGUCCACAGGCACCUACGUCGACGAGGUUCCCCCUCCUGGGGCGAACAUCGUCAGUGGCAUGUGGAUUUUCAGGGUGAAGCGGCCGCCGGGUUCUCCGCCUGUCAUCAAGGCGCGCUACGUGGCUCGUGGCUUCACUUCACUCUCUUGA